Messenger RNA from Dioscorea cayenensis subsp. rotundata (Guinea yam), 1226 nucleotides. Its product is annotated as mitochondrial outer membrane protein porin 5-like. The coding region runs from base 113 to 940 and encodes 275 amino acids. The record is from RefSeq and is a predicted model, not a curated record. Gene Ontology annotation, molecular function: voltage-gated monoatomic anion channel activity. NCBI's taxonomy places the organism in Eukaryota, Viridiplantae, Streptophyta, Magnoliopsida, Dioscoreales, Dioscoreaceae. The transcript has 6 exons. Gene Ontology annotation, cellular component: mitochondrial outer membrane. Gene Ontology annotation, biological process: monoatomic anion transmembrane transport.
CCAAACUUCUUGGCAGCCGCCCCUCUUCUCCAUUCCUCUCUCUCUCUCUCUCUCUCUCUCUCUCUCUCUCUCUUCGUUCGCUUGCUCGCUCGCUCGCUCGCUCGCGGUGACGAUGAAGGGGCCGGGACUCUACUCCGAUAUCGGGAAGACGGCCAAAGAUCUGCUCACGAAGGACUAUAAUUUUGACCACAAGUUGACAAUCUCGACCCAGAGCUCUUCCGGAGUGGCCCUUACAUCUGGUGCACUGAAGAAAGGGGGACUGUUUUCUUUCGACAUAGGCACGGUGUACAAAUACAAGGGCACCACCAUUGAUGUUAAAGUUGAUACAAAUUCAAAUAUCUCAUCAACUCUCACUUUCACGGAUCUUUUGCCAUCCACAAAGGCUAUCGCUACACUGAAGCUGCCAGAUUAUAACGCCGGGAAGGUGGAGGUUCAAUAUUUCCAUGAUCAUGCAACUGUUGCAUCAGCCGUAGCUGUGAAGCAGUCCCCAGUUGUCGAUUUCUCGGCCACAGUUGGCGCUCAUGGUGUUGCCUUUGGUGCCGAGGCAGGCUUUGACACUGCAUCAGGAAACUUCACCAAAUACAGUCUUGCCAUUGGUCUGACAAAGCCUGAUUACGCUGUUUCCUUGAUUCUGGGAGACAUGGGAGACUCAAUCAAAGGAUCAUACUUGCAUUAUCUUGAUGAGAAACAGAAAAGCGCUGCGGUCGGAGAGGUCACCAGGAAGUUCUCUACAAAUGAGAAUACGUUUACUGUUGGAGCAGCAUACGAACUGGAUCCCUUCAUGACAGUUAAGAGCAAGCUAAACAAUUCCGGGAAGUUGGGGGUUGCUUUACUGCAUAAAGUGAAACCCAUGUCCACCCUGACAAUCUCGGGCGAGUUCGACACCAAAGCCUUGGACAAGACUCCAAAGUUUGGUUUAGCUCUGGCUCUCAAGCCCUGAUAAAAGUCGUAAUAUUGAAUUUUCGGUCGGGUUAAAAGAAUUACUAGCAAUAAGAAUUGUUCCGCAGAUUUUUCUCGUCUUGUGAAGUUUUCGAUUGCUGUGGAUGACUCAAUUCAUUUUUGUGAAGGGUGUAUUUAAACCCUUCAUGAACUGGUCAUUUUGUUGUAGUACCUGUUGUUGUCUUUGAAGUUAGAAUAGCUCUGCAGCAUUCCACAAAAUGCUUCUGUUAUUUGUGCUUGAGAUUUCUUUGAAUUCAAUUUUCCCUAAGCUUUGUUUUUGGUGACCA